AUGCCGAAGUAUUACUGUGAAUAUUGUGACAUUUACCUAACACACAGUUCCCCAGUGGGUAGAAGACAGCACGUUCAAGGAAGAAAACAUAUAAGUGCAAAAAUCGAGUAUUUCCAAAAUUUGUUAAGGGAAGAAGGUAUAACCCCACAGAAUUUCUUAGGGUUUCUAGGUAACAGGCCAUUUAACAAUAUGUUAGGAAAUCAUAUGAUGAAUAAUAUGAUGCCUGGAAAUUAUCAUAUGUAUAUGAAAUAUAAUAAUAUGAAACACUUUCCACAUUCUAUGCGUAAUUCACACCGUUUUCAUAUGCCAAACAAUAAAUAUUCAAGGUCUGGAUAUAACCAUCAUAAUUCAUCGAACAAAUAUCAUUCACAUCAUAUGCAUGGCAAUAGUAACAACAUUGGGAACAUGCCAGGAUUUCCAAAUAAUAAAUAUUCAAGUAAUUAUUUACCCCCACCUAAUUCUAUGAAUGUUAAUAAUAAAAUACAUAAUAAUGCAAUUGCAAACAUGGGAAAUAACAUGACAAAUUCGAAUGAAGCAAAUAAGAAUCAUCAUAAGCAUGAGGUAAAAAAUAAUGGGGUUAACUAUAGUGACAACCCUGGUAGUAAUAUAUACAAUAAGAAAGAAAACGGAGACUAUUCCAACAAUAAGGGUGGUGGAAAUGGUGAUUCGCUGAAUAUCAAUUUUGGGACUUCCAAUGAGGAUGAUAAGAUUAGUAAGGAUUCCUAA
This is a messenger RNA of Plasmodium gonderi, 726 nucleotides long. RefSeq lists its product as hypothetical. Gene Ontology annotation, molecular function: zinc ion binding; pre-mRNA 5'-splice site binding. The coding region runs from base 1 to 726 and encodes 241 amino acids. Gene Ontology annotation, biological process: spliceosomal snRNP assembly; mRNA 5'-splice site recognition; mRNA splicing, via spliceosome. Lineage: Eukaryota; Apicomplexa; Aconoidasida; Haemosporida; Plasmodiidae. Gene Ontology annotation, cellular component: U1 snRNP; nucleus. The record is from RefSeq and is a predicted model, not a curated record. The transcript has a single exon.